Molecule: messenger RNA, 1115 nt
Organism: Diachasma alloeum
Lineage: Eukaryota; Metazoa; Arthropoda; Insecta; Hymenoptera; Braconidae
Product: DNA ligase 4-like
Exons: 1
Coding region: 69-1115 (348 amino acids)
Biological process (GO): double-strand break repair via nonhomologous end joining; nucleotide-excision repair, DNA gap filling
Cellular component (GO): DNA ligase IV complex; DNA-dependent protein kinase-DNA ligase 4 complex
Molecular function (GO): DNA binding; DNA ligase (ATP) activity; ATP binding
Source: RefSeq, a predicted model, not a curated record
GUAAAUAAUGUCUGUCUAUUGAAUGAAAAACCUUAAAAAAAAUCGAUCUCCAGGUGCGCGCCUCGGAGAUGUCUGAGUCCAGUAAUUAUCCUGGAGGCUGGACCCUGCGCUUCCCCCGAGUGGAAAAAAUCCGCGAGGAUAAGCCUUUCGACGACUGCUGCACCCUCAGCGAAUUGCAGGGGCUCAGAAGUCGGAAGGGAGUUGUUCAGAAGCUGACGAAGAGACAUGCGACUGCUGAAGACAUCUGGGAAGUCCCUGAGAAGAAGAGGAAGGAGAGACAUACGACUCCAGCGAUCAAAGUCGAUGAUUGCUACCUGGGGAUCAAUGAUUCCGACGUUGUGAGGGUGAGCAGGGUCUUCAUGGGGAAGGAGUUCUGCGUGAUGAAUGGGGAGAGGAUGCAGGGGGAAGAGAGAGGGAUGACGAAGGGUGAGAUUGAGAGACUCCUGAUGGAGCACUUCGGGAAAAUCGUGCAGAACCCGGGGAAGGAGACGUUUUGCGUCGUCGCCGGGGACUCCCAGGGGAUCAGGGUGAGGAAUGUUGUUGAGGGCAGGCUUCAUGACGUCGUCAGGGUCGCCUGGGUGACGAGAGCUACUAGGGAGGAGAAUCUGGGGGGAAUUGUUGAGUUUUUCCCCUGGGAGAUGAUUGGGAUGACGAAGAAGACGUUGGAGAGACUGAAGGAGAGGUUUGAUGAUUAUUAUGAUGACUAUUUUGAGGAGGCCGAUGAGGAGAGGGUCAGGAGGUCGGUUGAACGCGUCUCGAGCCUGAAGGAUGAUGAUGAGGUUGCCUUGACGAGGAGGGGGGUUGGGAGGCUGGAGAGGGAGAUGUUUGGGGGGACUUCCCCUUUUGGGAUAUUCAGGGGGUUGGUGGGGGUUUUUGUGGAUGAGAGGGAUGUGAGGACUUUUGAGUUUAGGUUUAUGGGGGGGGAGGUCAGGGGGGAGGUGGAUGAGGCAGUGACUGAUGUUUUUGUGGGGGAGGGAGAGGUUGGGAUUAUUGAAUUGUAUGGGAGGAUCAAUGAGAGGGGGAGGGCUGAUGUGAGGAUUGUGAGGAGUCAAUGGAUUGAGGAGAGUUUUAGGGAGGGGAGGAUUUUGGAUAGGAAAGGGUACACUCUCACAUGA